This is a messenger RNA of Doryrhamphus excisus (bluestripe pipefish), 849 nucleotides long. RefSeq names its product ribosomal protein L7 (gene rpl7). Gene Ontology annotation, molecular function: structural constituent of ribosome; RNA binding. Gene Ontology annotation, biological process: maturation of LSU-rRNA from tricistronic rRNA transcript (SSU-rRNA, 5.8S rRNA, LSU-rRNA). NCBI's taxonomy places the organism in Eukaryota, Metazoa, Chordata, Actinopteri, Syngnathiformes, Syngnathidae. Gene Ontology annotation, cellular component: cytosolic large ribosomal subunit. The record is from RefSeq and is a predicted model, not a curated record.
UCUUUAACACGCGCAUGCGCAGAGUGGCCUUUCUCUUUCCCGGUGGACGCCAUGGCGGACGCAGAAAAAAAGAAGGUUCCGGCCGUCCCUGAGAGCCUUUUGAAAAGGCGAAAGGCCUUCGCCACCAUGAAGGCCGUCCGCAUCAAGAAGAUGCUGGCAGAGAAAAAGGCUCGCAAAGUAACCAGAAAAUUGAUCUACAAGAGAGCUGAGAAGUACUACAAAGAGUACAGGCAGAUGUACAGGCGUGAGAUUCGCCUGUCACGUACUGCCCGCAAAGUAGGAAACUACUAUGUGCCAGCUGAGCCCAAACUGGCCUUUGUCAUCAGGAUCAGAGGCAUCAACGGCGUCAGCCCCAAGGUCCGCAAAGUUCUGCAGCUGCUCCGUCUGCGGCAGAUCUUCAACGGCGUCUUUGUCAAGCUGAACAAGGCUUCCAUCAACAUGCUCAGAAUUGCCGAACCUUACAUCGCCUGGGGGUACCCCAAUCUGAAGUCUGUGCGUGAGCUUAUCUACAAGCGUGGCUUUGGGAAGAUCAGGAGACAACGUAUUGCCCUCACAGACAACUCGCUGGUGGAGAAGAGCCUUGGCAGAACCGGCAUAAUCUGUGUUGAGGACCUCAUUCAUGAGAUCUACACCGUCGGCAAGAACUUCAAGGCGGCCAACAACUUCCUGUGGCCCUUCAAACUGUCGUCACCACGCGGUGGCAUGAACAAGAAGACCACGCACUUUGUGGAGGGCGGAGACGCCGGCAACAGGGAGGAUCAGAUCAACAGAAUGAUCAGGAGGAUGAACUAAGUCGAUGGUUUGUACAAGACUCAAAAUAUACAAUAAAAAAACAUACCAAAAAAUGUA